AUGGGUAAAGAUUCAGAUAGAAAACCAGCAGAUGACGAUUGCAUAUCUUUCUUUAAAAUGUUCGGGACACACGUGUAUCUGACGAACGUUACUGUAGGUGGAAUAUUUUCAACUAGUCCCCAAACCACAUUACAGAAACAUGAUGAUAUAGAGUCGACAAUAGCCCUUGUACGAGAAAUUCACAACAAAGAUAUAUCAGAUCAUUUAAUCAAAGAUACUAAAGCAGAAAGUACAGAAAUUAAAGAAAUGGAAGACAACGGAAAAGAAAAGCCCAUAUUAGAAAAAAAAAUUGAAGCUGCACAUAGAAAACUAGGAGGGCCACAAAAUGCCAACUUCUUUUCGGAGUGGAAAGCCGAGUUAAUAAAAAAUCCAGAUACCUGGACUGUAAGUGACAUGGGCGAAAUUUCGUUCGAGAAAUGCAUUGGAAUUUGGUCUUUGGUGAAAAAGUAUCAUAGAUCAUUUUCCAACGCAGAAGAGUUCUCAUGUUUUUUGGCAGAAAUGUGGAUGAAUCAUGUUGCUCAUGGAAUUCAGUGUUCUGAUCUGUUGAGAUGCUCAUGGCAGACUUUUGUUGAAACAUUGAAGUCCAAACUUUCAACACCUUCAAUCAGCUGCUAUCUGGAAUCACUGAGGGAUUUACUACAGUAUUUAGAACAUAAGGUGGCUCUAGUUGGAAAACCUAUGGUUAUGGAGGCGGUGGAUAUUUUUUCAGAGCCAUGUGUUGUUACUUUAUUCAAAGAAAGUGCAAAAUACAAAACACCAGUAAAUAUUUGCUUUCAAAUUCUUACUACCAAAUUAAACAUUUUACAAAUAGAAAGAAGGGGAUCAUCUUUAGCAUCUGAGCAUUCAUGGAUUGCAUCAGACUAUUUCAUUCCAGGUAUGUUAUCACAGAGAGAAUUGAAUAACGUUGAGGCGUUAUUGGAUAUAUUAGAAUCUGAGCUGUUACCAGGAUUUGAUGCUCUGCAAGCAUACUAUGAUGCUGUUCCCAAAAAAGUACAAUCAUUAACGAAAUGUGAACUCAAAGACACCGUGCAAAAAUUACUCCAGAAGCUGAUAGAUAGAGAGGAAUAUCCAGAAGCUCUGCUUCUUCUUGUCAUUCUCAUAUACAUUGGGUAUCACUUCAAGAAAAAAGAAAUUCUAACAGAUAUCACAUUUGAGCUUCUGGCAGAUUUCAUAUCAUCGGCAAAAGGAGAAAUUUCUCUGGCUAAGAAAUACAAAGAUCGGGAAAGUCAAGAGGCGUGGUUGCUGUUGAGGUUGGUUUUCAAACUAGACACACAAUACCGGAUAUACGAUGCUUCCAUUGUACUUGCAAAUGAGUUGAACAAUUUCCGUUGCUUUCUGAUGGAAAAGAAUUUCAUAUUACAUUCCAAAAUCAAAAAUGCUUUGGAUUCAAAGCACAAAAAAGAUUGCCCACAUGCAGUUAUCCAUUCGUUAGCAAAAAUAUCCAGAUAUCCAUGUGAGAUGUUUGAUGGCGAAACGAUGAGAAAAAUAUCUUCUAAGAAUCCAGAAUUUGUUCCUGAUAUUCCAAGUGAUGAUCCACUAUACCAUAUGAUAGAAAAAUUCGGGAUGGAAGACUUUUUCCCACGUAAACUUUCAACAAAACAUGUUUUGCAGUUGAGUGAUGCCUUGUUCACAACCCGUCCAACGAAACUGAAAGAUAUACCAUGGACUGUAUUCCAGCAUAUCAUAGCCAUGAACUUUAAUUUCAGAGAUACAGUUUUGUCUGGGUUUUUUAAACAAAAACCGAAAUUAAAAAAGAGGCACCCAAUGGAUGUUUUUCUUGCUCUUUGGCAUUGUUGCGAUCCAUUUUUGAAAAAACUCCUCGCAUCAAAAAUCGCCACCUGUCAACUUGCUCUCCCUUUCAUAUAUGAGGAUAUAACAUCCAGAGAUCAACUAACUAUGUCACUUUGGCCAAUUCGUGAUAUUUUCAUUGACGACAGUCCGGAUUCUGUUUUGACCAAAUCUCUAAUGACUGUUGGUUUUAUAAGAGUUGGAGAAUUGAAGUCAAUAUCGAAAUCAAAAAUAAUAAAUAAGAUGAUGAGGGGAGAAAGUAAUGACCACGAUACGUUUUACCACAGAGAUUGUGCCCUGGCGGAAAGUAAACGAUUAAUUUCCAACGGACUUGUUGAAAUUACUUGGUAUGUACCUAAAACAAACAAUGGUGAUGAUGUAGAUUCUACCAAAACAGAAGAAGUGUUGAAAGAAUUUUCUCAACCAAUAUGCAUCUUGAAUAUGCGGGGAGAUGCGAAAGAUUUUAGGACCCAGCUUUCAGCGUUACUCGCACUUUCAGAUGUGGUAGUUGUCAUGUCUGAAUUUGAGAAUUUGAAUGAUGAACAAUCUCUUCAAGUGUUAAAAGAAGUGCAGAGCAGUCCAUCGAUUGCAAUAAUCAUGGCAGACUUCCCAAACAGUGUCGAAAACGAAGAUAUAGAAGAAGAAAGUGACGACGAAGAGGAGAAAAUAGAAGAGGAAAACGAUGAGAGAGAAGAAAGAAAUGACAUGUCAUUAGAAGAGCAUUCUGGAGAAGAUUUACAUCUUUUCUUUGAAGUAAAAACGGGUUUAAAUCAUCAAAGCAGAUUAUUUAUUUCCACUCUGGAUAAUGGAAAGACAUUAAAUCAAAGUGGCCUUAAAGAUCGCCUUACCACACAAAUCAUAUCAGCAGUAAAGCAUAUCAAAUGUCUGCAAAGCCUGGAGGGAAAGACUAUGCUAUUGCCAACAUCCGUUACAGUAGAUGAAGAUAAUGAAAGAUCAAAAUAUGGCUCAAAUUUGAGUGAAAUAGUUUUUGCAGAUGUUGAAUCAGUAAAUAUGAUACAGGGAAAUCAAAUAAAAGACAAAGUACUUCCUUUACAGCGAGAUGAUAUAUGGCACACUUGGUGUUUGAUGCAAAAACGUUGCUUUCGUUCAGGAAAAACGAGUCUUUUUGAAAACGUACAUCAAAAAACUCUGAUGAAGACUCUUAGAUUGUGGCAGGUGAUGUAUGGUCUGGAGACUCAAAAUACAAUUGUAAAAUUUGUAAAUGUUUUGGCAAGCUAUAUUGAUGAUAAAGAAACCAUCACUUAUUUUCUGCACAAUAUGAAAAUCCAGAUGGGCCUUUUAUCCAGACAGGUAAUGCCUAAGCUUACCAACGAUCUCUUUAAAACUUUCAAGAAAUUCGAAACUCUGAGGUCGCAAAGUGACGUCGACAAAAAGAAGUUGGAAACAAUGAAGUCGCAAAUAAAAAGCAAGCAGAAAAUUCUGGCUAAUGCUUCGUUCGGUUUAGAACAUUUUUUCAGAGAAAUGGGACAAUUGUACGAGUCAUUCUUGCAUUGCAUUGAAACAAUGUUUAUUCGAGUAUCGAGUAAAACAAAACUUGUCCUAGAGAAAAUGCCACAAAUUGCUGCAAAACUUCUUGUAUGGGGUCAUCCACUCGAGAUCAUGGACGGAGAUACAGCGUCAGUUCCUGAAAAUUGGAUUAAAGCUGUAUUCAAGGAGAUAGGAUCAAUCAUUGGAGAAAACAAAACGAUGUAUGUAAUUUCAAUUUUAGGAAUCCAAAGUUCUGGUAAAUCAACUCUGCUAAACACAAUGUUUGGUAUGCAAUUUUCUGUUAGUGCUGGAAGAUGUACACGUGGAAUUUAUGCGCAACUUAUCCCCGUAGACAAGGCAAAGUCUAGUCUCAGAUUUGAUUAUGCUUUGAUUCUAGAUACAGAAGGAUUAAGAGCUCCAGAGUCAGCAGGGGAGAAGCAUGUUCAUGAUAACGAGCUUGCAACGCUCGUCAUAGGCCUAGCAGACGUUGCGCUGAUCAAUAUAAAAGGGGAAACUCUAGCUGACAUGCAAGAUGUGCUUGAAAUUGUACUUCAUGCAUUGAUAAGGUUAAAGAAUGCAAAUGAGAAGUUGAAUAUUAAAAAAUCGUGCGUCUUUCUUCAUCAAAAUGUAUCAGCGUCCAAUGCAAAGAUGAACACUUUUACGGGUAGUCAGAAGGUUGAUGCCGUCUUGAAUGAAAUGACAAACAUUAUUGCUAAGCAGGAAAAGAUAGCAAAUAUUACGCAGCUCAACGAUGUUUUGGUAUUUAAUCCCGAUGAAAAUGUCAUCCAUAUACCGGAUUUGUGGCUAGGUAUUCCUCCAAUGGCCCCAGCAAGUCAAGAAUAUAGCAAGAAGGUGGUUCAGGUCGCCAAACGCAUUCUAGUUGACUUAUGUGAAAACAAAAACAGCUUUCUCAAUUGUGAAAACACAAGUCUUCACCUACACAAUCUUUGGAAAGGAAUUCUUUCAGAAGACUUUGUAUUCAGUUUUAAAAAUGUUUUGGAAAUGAAAGCGUUUACAUUGUUGGAAACUGAAUUUCAGAAAAUCAUUUGGACUUUGGAAGCAUUCAAGCUGGAAAAUAUUCAAACUAAAGUAUGUGAGAUAGGCUAUAGCGAAACAUUAAAGGGGCUUCAAAGUACCUUCACAGACAUUGCAUGUCGUUUUCAUAAAAACCUUGAGGAGAAAACCAAACAAUGUAAAAAAGAACUUCAAACGUUUUUUGAAACGUCUGAAUUAAGUGAUUACAUGGUACAUUGGAGAGCACAUAAAACAGAAGAACUCACAUCUAUUUCCAGGAAAAUAGCAACUGAAAUACAUGCAAAAAUGCAAAGAGAAGGAACAAAAUGUGAAGAACUUCUUAAAAGCAAACAGAAGUUGUCAUUAGUUAAAAGAAAAGUGAUUGAUAAGGCAAUGGAAUUUGCAACGACAGACAACAAUGAGAAAGAUCGAAUGAGUGAGACAGAGAUUAGAAGCAAAUUUCGGGAUUUAUGGAAAACAUGGCUUAAGGAACUCGCCCCAGACGUUUCCACGUACAUUAUCCAGUCAAAAAUAACAGAGAUGAAAACAGAAAUCAAACGUGAGAUCAGGAAGAAAUUUUCUAAUCAAAAGGCUUUGUAUGAAAAGAUGUCAGACAUGAAACUUCCAUCAGUAAAAACGCUUAAGGACUGCAUCAAGACAGAAGAUAUGGAUGUCAAAGACAUCGAAGUGACUGUCAUUAAAGAGAAAAGCAGUGUUUAUGGCAACUACAACCCAGAAAAGAAAAGGGAAUAUCUUUCAAAUAAAAAUUAUUUCAAGAAAGCAAAGGAUAUUCUUGAUAUGAUUUUUUCGCAGAUAGAGGAUUUUAUGGAAAAACAGGAUAAACACGUAGAAUUCAAUUCCGCUCAUUUUAUUGAAGUGUUGAAAUAUGUAACGGUUGGUUUUCGUGAUCAUAAUGAUGGAAGUGAUACUCAUGGAUUCAUGAUAACAACAACACUGGAGAUAAAGACAGUAUUGAUGGUAGAGGGGUAUGUCAUCAAGCAAUUUGAGCAGCAUAUAAGAGAUUAUGAAACUGACAAUAGUUUGAGAUCAAAAAUGGCAAAGUAUGAAAAUGAAGUGGAAUCAUUGUUUGUGACUACGUACCUUCAAGCAGCGAAUGAAGAGAUGGCAACAUUGAUCAUAUCUGAACAUCUAAAAAAUGCUCUCAACAACACACUGAUUAAAGACCUAUCUAUAAGAAUUAGGCAGCAAGUAGUCAGUGACUUUGGAUAUAGAAAGGGACCACUGAUAAAAGCAGUACUUACAGAUUUGGCGAAAAAACACAAAUUCAGUGAUUACAUUCUCUACAUUAGAAAUCCAAAAUAUUUCGUGGAGUUAUGGAUAAAAGAAUACACUAGCAUGGUCUUCGAGAGAAAGCACCCAAAUCAGGUUUCGGAAUUGCAGUAUAUGUCUGAACAUGCACCAGACAGACCCAACCUGACAGAAAUCAGUCCCAGAGCAGUCCCACAGCAGUCCCAGUAA
Molecule: messenger RNA, 5769 nt
Organism: Ostrea edulis (European flat oyster)
Lineage: Eukaryota; Metazoa; Mollusca; Bivalvia; Ostreida; Ostreidae
Product: interferon-induced very large GTPase 1-like
Exons: 2
Coding region: 1-5769 (1922 amino acids)
Molecular function (GO): GTP binding
Source: RefSeq, a predicted model, not a curated record